Cyclopterus lumpus (lumpfish) is the source of this 2543-nucleotide messenger RNA. It is a transcript of the gene cpz, whose product is annotated as carboxypeptidase Z. NCBI's taxonomy places the organism in Eukaryota, Metazoa, Chordata, Actinopteri, Perciformes, Cyclopteridae. Gene Ontology annotation, molecular function: protein binding; zinc ion binding; metallocarboxypeptidase activity. The record is from RefSeq and is a predicted model, not a curated record. Gene Ontology annotation, biological process: proteolysis. The transcript has 13 exons. The coding region runs from base 123 to 1916 and encodes 597 amino acids.
GUUGUUGGAGCGCCCCGCAGCAGACUUGUCAACCAGGAGACGAAUUUCUAGGAAGAUGCAGCAACAGCGUGUUUGGAGAUAAACCUUCCUGUACAGAGCUGAACCUGGGCUACUGUAAUGACAUGGAGUACUCUAGAACCAUAUUUCCCAACAUCCUUGGCCACCGGAGUCGCCUGGACGCAGAGUCAGGGGCAGAGUACCUCUUGCUGAGCGUCAUCCAUGGCCUGCUCAACGGGGAAUGCUCCCCUGAGAUUCGCCUCCUCGGCUGCUCGGUUCUUGCCUCGCCCUGCCAGGAUGACAAGAUGAUCAAACCCUGCCGCAGCACAUGCGAUGCACUGAGGAGGGACUGUGCCCAUGCCUUUGAAGCCAUCGAAAUGGCCUGGCCCUACUUCCUAGAUUGUGAUCGUUUCUUUGCCAGUAAUGAGGAGGGCUGCUUUGACCCGCUGGCAGGGCUGAAAGGUAAAAGUCACACUGUUGUUGUCCUUUCACCUGAAGAACCCAGCACCAUCAUUCAGUUCACAUACACCUCCAACACCCAGAUGUACAGCUUGCUGAAGAGAACAGCAGCCAAGUGCGCCCAAAUCUCUCGUGUCUAUAGCAUUGGGCGCAGCACAGAAGGCAGGGAUCUACUGGUUAUUGAGUUCAGCAACAACCCAGGACAGCACGAGCUAUUGGAGCCAGAGAUCAAGUUGGUAGCUAACAUGCAUGGCAACGAGGUGCUGGGCCGCCAGCUGGUGAUCUACAUGGCCCAGUACUUGUGUUCAGAGUACAUUCUGGGGAACCAACGAAUUCAGACCAUCAUCAACACCACCCGGAUUCAUAUUCUGGCCUCCAUGAAUCCAGAUGGCUAUGAGCUGGCUGCCUCAGAGGGUCACUUGUUGAACGGUUGGACCAACGGACGGACCAACGCUCAGAAUAUUGACCUCAACCGCAAUUUUCCGGACCUAACUUCCAUUUUCUACCGGAACCGCCGCAGCAGGCACUACCGCAUUGACCACGUGGCAAUACCUGACGCCUACUGGUUUGGCAAGGUGGCACCAGAGACCUAUGCCGUGAUGAAGUGGAUCAGGUCACUGCCCUUCGUUCAGUCCGCCAGCCUUCACGGAGGGGAUCUGGUGGUCUCCUAUCCCUUUGACUUCUCUAGACACCCACAGGAGGAGAGGAUGUUCUCCCCCACACCUGAUGAACAGAUCCUCAAGCAGCUGGCUCGUACCUAUGCAGACGCCCACGCCACCAUGUCAAACAAUGACACAGAGAGGUGUGGAGCCUCCUUUUACCGAACUAGGGGCAUCAUCAAUGGGGCAUUGUGGUACAGUUUCGCUGGUGGUAUGUCAGACUUCAACUAUUUGCACACUAAUUGUCUGGAGAUCACCGUGGAGCUCGGCUGUGACAAGUUCCCAUCGGAGGCCGAGCUUUACCCAGAAUGGAAGAGGAACAAGGAACCUCUGCUCAGUUUUAUAGAGUCUGUCCAUCGAGGGAUAAAGGGAGUCGUUCAGGAUGUUGGUGGAAAUGGAAUAAAAGGUGCAACUAUCUCCGUCAGGGGGAUAAGAAAAGAUGUCACCACAGCUGAAGAUGGAGACUACUGGAGGCUGCUGAAUCCCGGCACUCACAUCCUGACAGCCACAGCUAAGGGUUACUCCAGGGUCAGUAAGAGGGUGUAUCUGCCUCACAACAUGGAUAAGGCUGGACGUGUCGACUUUGUCUUGGAGAAGAUUCCCAUAGAGCCGGAUAUCGACGACCAUCUCUUCCCCACAGUAGACACAUGGGAUCGAUUCGACCCAUACAACCAGUUUGAGCGCUACAGCGAGCCAGACGUAAGUGAGGGAGGGCUAGAGCGGCAGGAAAAACCAUGGUGGUGGACCUACUUCUCCCAGUCUGGCAUCUCACCUCCACACUGGCUGCUGCGAAGUGUCUAAACACAUUACAGGACAAUAAAGAUCUGAGCAUACCGCUGCGAGACUGGCGAUGGACGGUCCCACAUCCAAUCCCACUGGUGCUUUCAUAAGCUGGAGCAGUCACACUAAAAUCCGUAGUAGGCCUACCUAAAUAGGUUUCAGUGCUUUCUGGAUGUGAAUAUGCAUUUCUUUACACUAAGCAAUAGAUUUCACUCUGAUCUGUCAGACAGAUUUGGCCAAUAUGGCUUUGCAGUUGCAUUUAAUUUGUUUUAGUAAAUAUGUAACCACUGGGAAAUAAAGGAUUUAUUGAUGCCUCAAUUAUGCAACUUUUUAAAAUGUUUAGAGUCCAAAAUAAGUGUGGGUCUAUGAACUAGUUUGAAUAUAGUGAUACUAUCAUAUGAGAUGGCAGCUGCAAAAAGUGUCUUGUGCAAAACAUUUUUAGUUUGAGUUGGAUACACAUUUCAUGCCAUUUUUAUUAUUAUUACAUUUAUGUUUUAGCUACAGUUAAUACAUUAUAUGGGGCAUGAGUGUAACAGUCAACAUUUUCUGGACCUUAAACUGCACCAAAUAUUGAGCACUACAUUUAAACUUGGAUGAGCAGCAAUACUGUGCCAAUUGUGAAUAGUAUAACUUCUUGCUUUGUUCUUC